Messenger RNA from Microtus oregoni (creeping vole), 2879 nucleotides. RefSeq names its product CD2 cytoplasmic tail binding protein 2 (gene Cd2bp2). Gene Ontology annotation, molecular function: protein binding. The coding region runs from base 136 to 1161 and encodes 341 amino acids. NCBI's taxonomy places the organism in Eukaryota, Metazoa, Chordata, Mammalia, Rodentia, Cricetidae. The record is from RefSeq and is a predicted model, not a curated record. The transcript has 7 exons. Gene Ontology annotation, cellular component: U5 snRNP.
CCCUCAUGGCGCCCUCCAGAGUCUCCUUCCGGGUGAUGGAGGCGAGUGGCCCGGAUGUAAUACUGGCGAAGGCAUCUUUCCUUUUCUUCCCCGCCUGGCUCUGGGUUUCUAGCUGGAGGAAGUGUUCUGCCAGUCAUGCCAAAGAGGAAAGUGACUUUUCAAGGAGUAGGAGAUGAGGAUGAUGAAGAUGAACUCAGUGUUCCCAAAAAGAAGUUGGUGGACCCUGUGGCUGGAGCAGGGGGUCCUGGGAGCCGCUUCAAAAGCAAACACUCUUUAGACAGUGAUGAGGAGGAUGACGAUGACGAAGGCUCCAGCAAGUAUGAUAUCCUGGCCUCAGAGGAUGUGGAAGGUCAGGAAGCAGCUACUCUCCCUAGUGAGGGGGGUGUGAGGAUCACACCCUUCAACCUGCAGGAAGAGAUGGAGGAAGGCCACUUUGAUGCUGACGGCAACUACUUCCUGAACCAGGACGCGCAGAUCCGAGACAGCUGGCUGGACAACAUUGACUGGGUGAAGAUCAAGGAGCGGCCACCUGAUAAGCACCAGGUUUCAGACUCAGAGGAGGAAGACGGCGUGGGGCAGACUCCAAUGAGUGCCCAAGCCCUUCUGGAGGGACUUUUAGAGCUGUUGUUGCCAAGAGAGACAGUGGCUGGGGCACUUAGGCGCCUGGGGGCCCGAGGAGGUGGCAAAGGGGACAGUAAGGGGACUGGACGGCCCAAUUCCCCGCAGCGCCUAGACCGGCUCUCUGGGUUGGCUGAUCAAAUGGUGGCUCGCGGCAAUCUUGGUGUGUACCAGGAAACAAGGGAACGGUUGGCCAUGCGACUGAAGGGGUUGGGGUGUCGGACCCAGGGGUCCCAUGACCCCACGCCUCCACCCUCCCUGGACAUGUUUGCUGAGGAAGUGACAGAGGGGGAACUGGAAACUCCAACCCCUACCCAUAAAGAAGACGCAGAGGCCGUGGGAGAUGGUCUGAUGGACGUGAUGUGGGAAUACAAGUGGGAGAACACGGGAGAUGCUGAGCUGUACGGACCGUUCACCAGUGCCCAGAUGCAGACCUGGGUGAGUGAGGGCUACUUCCCGGAUGGUGUUUAUUGCCGGAAGCUGGACCCUCCAGGUGGUCAGUUCUACAAUUCCAAACGCAUUGAUUUUGAUCUCUACACGUGAGCCUGCUAAAGGUCCAGUGUGGCAGCCCCUUUGUUCUUGGACUUGGCAGAGGAAGCGCCAGCUGCCCUGGGCAGUGAGGAUAUUGGAGGCUACUUUCCAGCCAGUUUUUCUUUCCCAAUAAAAGCCUUGAGUGUGUGUGCAUCAGGGCCUGGACUGUGCUGAGAGCCUGGAGCCAGGAGUCAGGGUUUCUCUUGAGCCUCUCCUCAGGUGCUUUUCCCCGUGUCUCGGACCAGCUCAGUUUGUUCUUCACCUUUGGUGGCAGUGGUAGGGCCCGUCUGGCGUCCUGUGACUUGCCAUGUAAAAUUCCCUCAGUCACUCUUCUCCCAUCUCCCCGCAAGUCCUGCUCUGCUGACCUUUGGCUUUUAGGACUUAGAUUCUCUGGCCUGUCAGCCCUCUUGUUACUGGGACAUGUGGAAGAGUUUGAGACCCUAUUGAGAGUGUACAGGAAGCCUCUUAAACAUGGAAGCUCCUCUUCCCUCUCAUCCGGUUUUUCUGUCCCUUGCAGUAGUUCCCAUGGCUCAUAGGUGAAGUGUACACUCAUAGCUUUUCAAAGCUGCUUGGGCCACCAUGCAGUAUAGAGGCACAGAGAGGGGCAGUGACUUCCUGGAGAUCACACAGUAAAUUAGAGAGCUGGCCCAGACUCAGUGAAUUGCUUCCCUGACCUUUCUUGGCAUAAAGCUCUUUCUUCCUUGGCCUUUCGGGUCCUGCAAUUUCUAUUUUCCAGGCUUCCACAUCUUUGGCAUAGGGCUGGUACCCUCCAGGAGUCCUGAGUGCUGCGGGAGGCAGGCACGGUCCUAAUGACCGUGCUUCUCGCCCGCCGGUGCUGUCCUGAGCCCCCCUCACCUGUGCAUCCUGGACAUGAGAGGUAUCCUGAGAGCCGCAGGGCGUAGGAGCUAGGCUGGGAAUGUGGAAAGUAGGGGCUCUGGCUUGGUUGUGGUGCUGGAUGCAUUAGUCCCUGUUCACUGCCCGCCUAGACCACAAUUUCCUGACUUGGAGAAGCCCAUUAGUGGUAAGACAUCUACUUAACGUUAGUUAUAAGGUGUUACUGGUUAAAGGAUGGAUCUCUUUCAGAGAUAUUUAAUAGUGGAAAGUUGAUGCCUAGGGUGAGUGAAAUCCAGUCCGUAGCCUGAGUGAGUGUUUGAGACGACACCAGGUCCUUCCCUGAGGUGUCCUCCAGGUGCCUCAGAUUUGAGCUACCUUUCUGUGUGCCCUUCACUGAUGACAUCGAGGAGGGGCAGAAUAUUAGUCCCCAAGGAUAGCCUCCUCCAGAACCCAGACCCAUAGAGGAAAGGGGCCGUGCAGAUGUGGUGAAGUUAAGAAUUUUUUAAAAUUUUUUGAGAUGAGGUCUCAUUGUGUAUCCUUGGCUGGCCUGGAACUCACAAGAGAUCUGCUUGCCUCCAGUCCUGAGUGUUGGGAUUAAAGGUGUGGGCCACAGUGCUUAGCAAAAUUGAGAAUUUUUGAAACUGGGAGAUUACCUUUGAUUAUUGGUGUGGGACCAUUGUAAUCACUGGGUCCUUAUGCUGGAAACGGAACUGAGAGACUCUCAGCAAGAGAGCAGAGGACUCUGUCUGAAAGAUGGAAGGGUGCAGGUGGCCUGGAGAAAUGAGAAAGACAGAUGGGUUCUUCCAGACAUGCGCAGCACAGCGGUGGUACCCAGGGAAACUAACUGUGGGCUCGUGAACUCUGGGACUGUAAGAUAAUAAAUCUGUGUGAAGCCA